Closterium sp. NIES-65 is the source of this 6639-nucleotide messenger RNA. Lineage: Eukaryota; Viridiplantae; Streptophyta; Zygnematophyceae; Desmidiales; Closteriaceae. The record is from the annotation of a GenBank genome assembly.
AUGGCGACGGUGUGGAAUCGCGUGCAGCGCAUGUGGCGGGACCGGUGGCUGGGGCUCAUUCUCGGGAUGUGGCUGCAGGCGUGCGGGGGGAUCUCCUACGCGUUCUCGUUAUACUCCGCCGCGUUAAAAGACAAGCUACAGUACUCGCAGGAAGCCGUGGACGGCUUAGGGACCGCAAAGGACAUUGGCGGGAACGUGGGGAUUGUAUCGGCGCUCUCCUUCUCUCGCUUUCUGCCCCUAUCCCCCCUCCUCCUCGUCCCCGCUUCCAUCCCUCUCCCUGUUCCAUCCCCCUCCUCCUUUCACUCCCCUUCCCCCGCUAAAUACCUAUCCGGGUCUCAGUUCCUCACCACCUCCCUAUUCCGCCCUUUCAACCCUCGCCCCCCUCUCUCCCUCCCGCCACCAAUCACCGCGUGCCAGCUGUACAUGGCGUCGAUGGGGAUCACCCGCCCUCCAUUCUGGCAGAUGUGUGCAUUCAUCAUGCUGGGAACCAAUGGAGCCACGUGGUUUAACACGGCCGUGCUCGUCACGUGCAUUCGCAACUUUGAGGGCGACAGGGGCGUGGUGGUGGGGCUGCUCAAGGGGUUCAUAGGGCUAAGCGGAGCUAUCUUCACGCAGGUCGGGGAAGGGAAGGCUGUGCCGGGUGUUGGCUGUGCCGGGUGUUGGCUGUGCCGGGUGUUGGCUGUGCCGGGUGUUGGCUGUGCCGGGUGUUGGCUGUGCCGGGUGUUGGCUGUGCCGGGUGUUGGCUGUGCCGGGUGUUGGCUGUGCCGGGUGUUGGCUGUGCCGGGUGUUGGCUGUGCCGGGUGUUGGCUGUGCCGGGUGUUGGCUGUGCCGGGUGUUGGCUGUGCCGGGUGUUGGCUGUGCCGGGUGUUGGCUGUGCCGGGUGUUGGCUGUGCCGGGUGUUGGCUGUGCCGGGUGUUGGCUGUGCCGGGUGUUGGCUGUGCCGGGUGUUGGCUGUGCCGGGUGUUGGCUGUGCCGGUGUUGGCUGUGCCGGGUGUUGGCUGUGCCGGGUGUUGGCUGUGCCGGGUGUUGGCUGUGCCGGGUGUUGGCUGUGCCGGGUGUUGGCUGUGCCGGGUGUUGGCUGUGCCGGGUGUUGGCUGUGCCGGGUGUUGGCUGUGCCGGGUGUUGGCUGUGCCGGGUGUUGGCUGUGCCGGGUGUUGGCUGUGCCGGGUGUUGGCUGUGCCGGGUGUUGGCUGUGCCGGGUGUUGGCUGUGCCGGGUGUUGGCUGUGCCGGGUGUUGGCUGUGCCGGGUGUUGGCUGUGCCGGGUGUUGGCUGUGCCGGGUGUUGGCUGUGCCGGGUGUUGGCUGUGCCGGGUGUUGGCUGUGCCGGGUGUUGGCUGUGCCGGGUGUUGGCUGUGCCGGGUGUUGGCUGUGCCGGGUGUUGGCUGUGCCGGGUGUUGGCUGUGCCUGGUGUUGGCUGUGCCUGGUGUUGGCUGUGCCGGGUGUUGGCUGUGCCGGGUGUUGGCUGUGCCGGGUGUUGGCUGUGCCGGGUGUUGGCUGUGCCGGGUGUUGGCUGUGCCGGGUGUUGGCUGUGCCGGGUGUUGGCUGUGCCGGGUGUUGGCUGUGCCGGGUGUUGGCUGUGCCGGGUGUUGGCUGUGCCGGGUGUUGGCUGUGCCGGCUGGGUGUUGCUGUGCCUGGUGUUGGCUGUGCCUGGUGUUGGCUGUGCCGGGUGUUGGCUGUGCCGGGUGUUGGCUGUGCCGGGUGUUGGCUGUGCCGGGUGUUGGCUGUGCCGGGUGUUGGCUGUGCCGGGUGUUGGCUGUGCCGGGUGUUGGCUGUGCCGGGUGUUGGCUGUGCCGGGUGUUGGCUGUGCCGGGUGUUGGCUGUGCCGGGUGUUGGCUGUGCCGGGUGUUGGCUGUGCCGGGUGUUGGCUGUGCCGGGUGUUGGCUGUGCCGGGUGUUGGCUGUGCCGGGUGUUGGCUGUGCCGGGUGUUGGCUGUGCCGGGUGUUGGCUGUGCCGGGUGUUGGCUGUGCCGGGUGUUGGCUGUGCCGGGUGUUGGCUGUGCCGGGUGUUGGCUGUGCCGGGUGUUGGCUGUGCCGGGUGUUGGCUGUGCCGUGGCUGUGCCGGGUGUUGGCUGUGCCGGGUGUUGGCUGUGCCGGGUGUUGGCUGUGCCGGGUGUUGGCUGUGCCGGGUGUUGGCUGUGCCGGGUGUUGGCUGUGCCGGGUGUUGGCUGUGCCGGGUGUUGGCUGUGCCGGGUGUUGGCUGUGCCGGGUGUUGGCUGUGCCGGGUGUUGGCUGUGCCGGGUGUUGGCUGUGCCGGGUGUUGGCUGUGCCGGGUGUUGGCUGUGCCGGGUGUUGGCUGUGCCGGGUGUUGGCUGUGCCGGGUGUUGGCUGUGCCGGGUGUUGGCUGUGCCGGGUGUUGGCUGUGCCGGGUGUUGGCUGUGCCGGGUGUUGGCUGUGCCGGGUGUUGGCUGUGCCGGGUGUUGGCUGUGCCGGGUGUUGGCUGUGCCGGGUGUUGGCUGUGCCGGGUGUUGGCUGUGCCGGGUGUUGGCUGUGCCGGGUGUUGGCUGUGCCGGGUGUUGGCUGUGCCGGGUGUUGGCUGUGCCGGGUGUUGGCUGUGCCGGGUGUUGGCUGUGCCGGGUGUUGGCUGUGCCGGGUGUUGGCUGUGCCGGGUGUUGGCUGUGCCGGGUGUUGGCUGUGCCGGGUGUUGGCUGUGCCGGGUGUUGGCUGUGCCGGGUGUUGGCUGUGCCGGGUGUUGGCUGUGCCGGGUGUUGGCUGUGCCGGGUGUUGGCUGUGCCGGGUGUUGGCUGUGCCUGGUGUUGGCUGUGCCUGGUGUUGGCUGUGCCGGGUGUUGGCUGUGCCGGGUGUUGGCUGUGCCGGGUGUUGGCUGUGCCGGGUGUUGGCUGUGCCGGGUGUUGGCUGUGCCGGGUGUUGGCUGUGCCGGGUGUUGGCUGUGCCGGGUGUUGGCUGUGCCGGGUGUUGGCUGUGCCGGGUGUUGGCUGUGCCGGGUGUUGGCUGUGCCGGGUGUUGGCUGUGCCUGGUGUUGGCUGUGCCUGGUGUUGGCUGUGCCGGGUGUUGGCUGUGCCGGGUGUUGGCUGUGCCGGGUGUUGGCUGUGCCGGGUGUUGGCUGUGCCGGGUGUUGGCUGUGCCGGGUGUUGGCUGUGCCGGGUGUUGGCUGUGCCGGGUGUUGGCUGUGCCGGGUGUUGGCUGUGCCGGGUGUUGGCUGUGCCUGGUGUUGGCUGUGCCUGGUGUUGGCUGUGCCGGGUGUUGGCUGUGCCGGGUGUUGGCUGUGCCGGGUGUUGGCUGUGCCGGGUGUUGGCUGUGCCGGGUGUUGGCUGUGCCGGGUGUUGGCUGUGCCGGGUGUUGGCUGUGCCGGGUGUUGGCUGUGCCGGGUGUUGGCUGUGCCGGGUGUUGGCUGUGCCGGGUGUUGGCUGUGCCGGGUGUUGGCUGUGCCGGGUGUUGGCUGUGCCGGGUGUUGGCUGUGCCGGGUGGUGGCUGUGCCGGGUGUUGGCUGUGCCGGGUGUUGGCUGUGCCGGGUGUUGGCUGUGCCGGGUGGUGGCUGUGCCUUGCGUUGCUGCCUCUCGUCCGUCCCUCGUCAUCCCGAUCUCCCUCCGUGCUUUCCUCUCCCUCCGUGCUUUCCUCUCCCAGCCGGCCACCCCAACCCCUCCCUCUCUACUCCGCUCUCUACGCACCUCACACGGCGCCCUUUCUGCUGCUCUGUGCGCUGCUGCCGCCACUAGUGGCGCUGCUGGCGAUGGCAGUCAUUCGCCCCAUGAACCCUCACCUGCUCGCCGCUGCAAAGAGAGACACCGGUGACAACAGCCGCUUUCGCUUCCUCUACGUGGUGGGAGUGGGCCUAGCGCUCUACCUCAUGCUCGCAAUGACGCUGCAGGAGACCCUAUCCCUCUCUCGCCCCUAUCGCCUUGUUUCCAUGGCUGGAAUGGUGCUGCUGCUCGCCCUCCCCAUCUCCCUCCCGUGGGUCAAAGCAGGGAGCCCCAUGGCCUCCAAGCUACCUCUCCAUUCGCAACACGAGUACCACGACCAACUCUCCUCUGCCACCUCCUCCUUUACCUUCAAGCCCGGUGCGGGGCGUGCGAAUGAGCGGGCUGGUUCUGACAUGCCGCAUACAUUCGAUACAAGCACACCUGCUUCCGACAGGAGUGCAGGGUGGGCGAGUGAGAGAGUGGGUAGCCCAAGGGAGCGCGGGGGAGGAGGCUUGGGGCAGGCAGGCAGCAGCAGCGCGGUGGGAAGUGCCUUGGCAGGUGGUGUGGGGGGGACUGACAGUGGCAUUGGUGGGUGUGGGGAGGGCGGGAGGGAUGGGAAGAGCAUGGAGGGUGAGAGUAGGAGCAGCGGUGGUGGGGGAGUGCUGGAGGUGGGAAGGGGACAUCGAGUGAGUGCUCUUCGUGUGGGCAUGGAUCACACCCUGCUGCAGGCUGCUGUCACUCCCGAGUACUGGCAGGAUGUGCUUCUGUGGUACCCGGCGCUGAGGCAUGUGUUAAGUGGAUGCUCACUCGAUUAUGUCAUAUGGGCGCGGGGAGGAGGGGAGGAAGGGAGGGGAGGCGGGGAGGAGAGGAGGAGGGGAAGAGGGAAGGGCGGGGGGGGAAUGGGGGGAGGAGGGGAGGGGGGGGGGGGAGGGGUGGAGGGAGGGGAGGGGAGGGGUGGAUUGGGGAGCAGGAUAGCGGGGGAGAAGGGGAGCGGGGGAGCAGGGGAGUGGGGGAAGGGGGGGAGGGGAGGAAUGGAAGAGGGGGGGAGGGGAGGAUGGGUGGCAGGGCCCCUUUCCUCCUAUCCAUCUCAAACCCCUUCUCCACCUCCCAACCACUGCACCUCAAAAGUUCCUCCAUGCUUCCUUCCCUCCCCCUCUCUCAACCGCUCUUCCCCCUUCCCACUCGUCGCAACCAGGCUGCUGUUCUUUGCCAUGGGCUGUGGCACGGGGUCAGGGCUCACUGCCAUCAACAACCUGGCGCAGGUAAGUGUGGGGAUGGGUUCGGGGGCAAGGAAAGGAGCGGAAGAGGGAGAUAGUGAGGGGUGUGGGGGGAGGGAACGAUGGGAGGCAUGGGGUGCAGCACAGGACCCGGGCUCACUGCCAUCAGCAACCUGGCGCAGUGAAGGAGGGAAGAGGGGAGGGGUCAGAUGGGAUGGGAGGGGGGUACAGGUGGCGGAGUCCCUGGGCUCUGCGAGUGUGGGCGCCCUGGUUGCUCUUGUACGUGUAGGAGCAGUGCUUAAAGCGCUGGAGCACACCUCGCCCUCUCUGCAUGCUGCUAGGGAGGUGGUGUUCAAAUCACUAAAACAACUCCCUCCUCUUCCGCCCUACCUUCCCCCCCACCUUACCACCCUCAUCCCUCCCCCCCCUUUCACCCAGCUACGUGUCGGAGCAGUGUUUAAAGCGCUGGUGCACGCCGCGGCCCCUCUGCAUGCUGCUCGUGCAGGCCACGAUGGGGUGCGCGCACCUGCUGUUCAGCAUUGGGGUGCUGUGUGGUCAGUGCUGUGUGGUCAGUGCUGUGUGGUCAGUGCUGUGUGGUCAGUGCUGUGUGGUCAGUGCUGUGUGGUCAGUGCUGUGUGGUCAGUGCUGUGUGGUCAGUGCUGUGUGGUCAGUGCUGUGUGGUCAGUGCUGUGUGGUCAGUGCUGUGUGGUCAGUGCUGUGUGGUCAGUGCUGUGUGGUCAGUGCUGUGUGGUCAGUGCUGUGUGGUCAGUGCUGUGUGGUCAGUGCUGUGUGGUCAGUGCUGUGUGGUCAGUGCUGUGUGGUCAGUGCUGUGUGGUCAGUGCUGUGUGGUCAGUGCUGUGUGGUCAGUGCUGUGUGGUCAGUGCUGUGUGGUCAGUGCUGUGUGGUCAGUGCUGUGUGGUCAGUGCUGUGUGGUCAGUGCUGUGUGGUCAGUGCUGUGUGGUCAGUGCUGUGUGGUCAGUGCUGUGUGGUCAGUGCUGUGUGGUCAGUGCUGUGUGGUCAGUGCUGUGUGGUCAGUGCUGUGUGGUCAGUGCUGUGUGGUCAGUGCUGUGUGGUCAGUGCUGUGUGGUCAGUGCUGUGUGGUCAGUGCUGUGUGGUCAGUGCUGUGUGGUCAGUGCUGUGUGGUCAGUGCUGUGUGGUCAGUGCUGUGUGGUCAGUGCUGUGUGGUCAGUGCUGUGUGGUCAGUGCUGUGUGGUCAGUGCUGUGUGGUCAGUGCUUCUGCAGGCAGCAUGGGGUGCCCACCUCAUCUUCAGCAUCAGAGACCCUCUGCUGCUCUACCCGGCAGCAGCGCUGGUGGGGGCGGCACAUGGGGCGCACUGGACUCUCAUGGUCACCACUGCGUCUGAGCUCUUUGGGCUGAAACACUUCGGAGCAUUGUACAAUACACUCAGCAUAUCAUCCACAGUCGGCUCCUACUGCCUCUCGGUCAAGCUCGCUGGCUACAUCUACGACCGUCAAUCUGCGAUCCAACGAUCAGCCUUGCUCCACCUGCAAGGCCUCUCCUCGUCCGCCUCUCCCUCCCUCUCUCCACCCACAACCGCCACCAUUGCAAACUGGGGAGCUGAGGCAGAUGCAGCGAGUCAACAGGGGGCAGCACAGGCACAGCUACAGCUGGAGGCAUCAGAGCUGCCCCACCGGUGCAUGGGCCCAGACUGCUUCCGCCUCACCUUCCUCGUGAUGGCACUCGUGUGCGUCGCUGGAAUAUGUGCUCUUCUCAACCUGGUGGCUCGCACGAGACGGCUGUACCAGGUGAGGGGUGGCGAGUGA